AUGUCGACUUUCCUGCUCCCAUUGGAGAUAUGCGAAAAUUUAGCCAGUGUCAUCGCUCAGUACUGGUGGAGCUCGAAUCCACCAAAAAGAGAAAUACACUGGGCAAAAUGGGAAAAAGUUUGUCUACCAAGAGAGGAGGGUGGAAUUGGCUUCCGAAUUAUCCAUGAGUUUAAUUUGACUCUUUUGGCUAAACAACUAUGGAGACUAGUACAGUUCCCUGAUUCUCUGGUCGCUCGAGUCUUACGGGAAAGAUAUUAUAGAUUGAGCUCUCCAUUAAGAGUAAACGCUGGUAGCAGCCCAUCCUAUGUGUGGACUAGCAUUUCUGCUGCAAGGAAAUUGCUAUUACUGGGAAUUAGACAGAAGAUACAUUCAGGUUAUGAAAUUAAGGUAUGGGAGGAUCCAUGGAUUCCAUCGAACCCCGCAAGGCCAGCUGUCCCCAUAGCACCAGUGAUGCAUCCUAAUAUGAGAGUAAGCGAUCUUAUUGAUCAGGGAUCAAAGGAUUGGGAUGUGGGACUAUUGGAGAACUAUGUUCAUCCUAAGGAUAUACCAUUCAUAAGGAGUUUGGCCAUAAGCUCAACUCAUCGUCGUGAUACUUUCUGCUGGAACUUUACAAGGAAUGACCAAUACACGGUCAAAUCUGGAUAUGGGUGGCCCAAAAUUUAUUAA
Molecule: messenger RNA, 666 nt
Organism: Brassica napus (rape)
Lineage: Eukaryota; Viridiplantae; Streptophyta; Magnoliopsida; Brassicales; Brassicaceae
Exons: 1
Coding region: 1-666 (221 amino acids)
Source: RefSeq, a predicted model, not a curated record